Erinaceus europaeus (western European hedgehog) is the source of this 1543-nucleotide messenger RNA. RefSeq names its product proteasome 26S subunit, ATPase 1 (gene PSMC1). The record is from RefSeq and is a predicted model, not a curated record. Gene Ontology annotation, biological process: proteasome-mediated ubiquitin-dependent protein catabolic process. The transcript has 10 exons. Gene Ontology annotation, cellular component: proteasome regulatory particle, base subcomplex. Gene Ontology annotation, molecular function: proteasome-activating activity; ATP hydrolysis activity; ATP binding. NCBI's taxonomy places the organism in Eukaryota, Metazoa, Chordata, Mammalia, Eulipotyphla, Erinaceidae. Bases 239 to 1342 code for a protein of 367 amino acids.
UGCCAUUUAUUUAUUUUUUCAGGGUCAAAGCCAGAGUGGUGGGCAUGGUCCUGGAGGUGGCAAGAAGGAUGACAAAGACAAGAAAAAGAAAUAUGAGCCUCCAGUACCGACUAGAGUGGGGAAAAAGAAGAAGAAAGCAAAGGGACCAGAUGCUGCCAGCAAGUUGCCACUGGUGACACCUCAUACCCAGUGUCGGCUAAAAUUACUGAAGUUAGAGAGAAUUAAAGACUAUCUUCUCAUGGAGGAAGAAUUCAUUAGAAACCAGGAACAAAUGAAACCUUUAGAAGAAAAACAAGAGGAGGAACGAUCAAAGGUGGAUGAUCUGAGGGGGACCCCAAUGUCAGUAGGAACCUUGGAAGAGAUCAUAGAUGACAAUCACGCCAUUGUGUCUACAUCUGUGGGCUCAGAACACUACGUCAGCAUCCUGUCAUUUGUAGACAAGGACUUGCUGGAGCCAGGCUGCUCGGUCCUGCUCAAUCAUAAGGUGCACGCUGUAAUAGGGGUGUUGAUGGAUGACACUGACCCCCUGGUCACAGUGAUGAAGGUGGAAAAGGCCCCCCAGGAGACCUAUGCUGACAUUGGAGGUCUGGACAACCAAAUCCAGGAAAUUAAGGAAUCUGUGGAGCUUCCGCUCACUCAUCCAGAAUAUUAUGAAGAGAUGGGCAUAAAACCCCCGAAGGGAGUGAUUCUUUAUGGCCCACCUGGCACAGGUAAAACCCUAUUAGCCAAAGCAGUAGCAAACCAAACCUCAGCCACUUUCUUGAGAGUGGUUGGCUCAGAACUCAUUCAGAAGUACUUGGGCGACGGGCCCAAACUCGUGCGGGAAUUGUUCCGAGUUGCUGAAGAACACGCACCCUCCAUCGUGUUUAUUGAUGAAAUCGACGCCAUUGGAACAAAAAGAUAUGACUCAAAUUCUGGUGGUGAGAGAGAAAUUCAGCGAACAAUGUUAGAGCUGUUGAACCAGCUGGAUGGAUUUGACUCCAGAGGUGACGUGAAAGUAAUCAUGGCCACAAACCGCAUAGAAACUUUGGAUCCAGCACUCAUCAGGCCAGGCCGUAUUGACAGGAAGAUCGAGUUCCCCCUGCCUGAUGAGAAGACUAAGAAACGCAUCUUCCAGAUCCACACAAGCAGAAUGACAUUAGCAGAUGACGUCACCCUCGAUGACUUAAUUAUGGCUAAAGAUGACCUCUCGGGGGCCGACAUCAAGGCAAUCUGUACAGAAGCUGGCCUAAUGGCCUUGAGAGAACGCAGAAUGAAAGUAACAAAUGAGGACUUCAAGAAAUCGAAAGAAAAUGUCCUUUAUAAAAAGCAAGAAGGCACACCCGAGGGGCUGUAUCUCUAGCAGAGCAGGUACCCGGGCAAGGAGCCGCUGUGACGGGCUUGACCCCCUGAGGUGGGGGAGGUCACCACAGGAAUCCAUGUUCCAGGUGAUCUUUUUUAACAAAACAUCCCAUGUACACUUUUGACAAGAUGCCAAUGGGUCUGCUUCAUCUGUCUGGUCAUGUGAAGUUCUGUCUUGAAAUAAAGUGUGCCCUUUCUCACA